This is a messenger RNA of Peniophora sp. CBMAI 1063, 1830 nucleotides long. Lineage: Eukaryota; Fungi; Basidiomycota; Agaricomycetes; Russulales; Peniophoraceae. The record is from the annotation of a GenBank genome assembly.
AUGGCGAUUCCAGUCACGUCGGGCUCGAGCCCAGGUGGAGGGAAGCCUCCUCAUAAGUACGCACAUUGCGCGGCCCAUGUCCGAUCUACCCCUUCGUCCUGCGAGUUACCUGCCUCGUCUGCUACUCAGUACACCUGCCUUGCUCCACGCUUGACCGAAAGCAUGGCUUCCGUCAGAGACGUGCCGGCUGAAGUCUUGUGUUCGAUCUUUCGUUACGUGAACGACUCUACGAAUUUCUACAGUCACGCCGAGCCUCUUGGUUGGAUUCCGACCAUUACCCACGUUUGUCAGAAGUGGAGGAUGGCUGCUCUCGCUCUUCCCGACAUCUGGGCUGAGAAUAUCUGCGCCCUUGCCUCCGACGCAGCUACGGACGCCUUUCUCGAGCGCGCCAAGACGAUGCCGCUGGUCUUCAGCCCCAAAACUGAGCACCAAGUUACACUCGCAGAGAAACACAUGUCUCGCUUGCAAACCUUCACGCAAACCAAGUCUCUCCCGUCCUCGUUCAUCCAAGCCCUCGGGCAGACGACUCUUUCCCAUUUGACGAUCUUGCGCCUGCAUCGUUGGGACGGCGCAGGAGAUCGCUCGUAUUUGGUCGAUAUCGAGGUGAACGCGCCGGCUCUCGUGGAGCUACGCCUCCGCAGCGUUUUCUUCAGAGUUGAUGCUCCUCUUCUUCGCAUCUUGGACGUAAUGAACGACAUCCAGCGAUUCCAAUACCAUGGACUUGAUCCGGUCCCGACGUCGACGAUUCUGUCCGUUCUGGCGAACACGCCUCUUCUUGAGAACUUGAGGCUCGAGGGUCUGCACGCCUUCGAUUCGCGGGUGCACGACGAUGCAACAACCGCCGAGAUGCAGGUCGAGCUACCGAAGCUGAGAUCAUUGUACCUCGAAGACCGAGGCAAUGACUUUGGCCUAUUCCGUCUGUUACGCAUUCCGCCUACAGCGGAGCUCACCAUUGAAAAUGCGGAAUGCGAGACGUACGAUGAGCUGGACGUGACCUUCGAAGCCGUCGAGCGCCAUCUGCGCACUCUCGCGUAUGACAUGCUGCUCCUCCACGAAGAACAAGACGACGCGUGCACCCACGUCAACAUCUGCCUGCGCUCAUCUACGUCCUCCAUCGGCGAUUCGGAGGCUGAGGUUUUUGGUCACGGCGAGCCGGCUUUUAGGCUGGACUCUACCAUGUACUACGGCGGCGAAGGCGGGAGCUCUCUCACCAUCCUCGAGUCUUUCCUGUCACGCAUCGACGUCGGCGCCAUCCGCUUCCUCGACAUCGGGGAUAUCGGCACGGAGGAGUUCGUGGAGCUCGAACCCGAGGAAGUGCGCGAGGCGCUCGUGCCGUUCGUCAACGUCUCGACGGUGAUGAUCAAUGCCAGCUCUAUGCAUCGGCACAUACUCGCACUCGGGAAGAAUAGUGAUGAAGAUGACGAUGACGAAGGUGGAGACGAGGACGAAGACGAGGACGAGAGCGAGAGCGAGGACAGCGACGGCAGUGCUGAAGAAACUAGACUCGUGCUACCAGCGCUCCAGCAUCUUGUCGUCCAAGAUGUCUCAUAUGAGGACACCGUAGAAGCACUCAAAGAGUGUUGGGACGCACUUCUCGCUGUCCUGAAGAGGCGCAAGCGUGCGGGGUUCCCUAUCCGCUACCUCACCCUGGCCGGAUAUGGUGAAUUUCCCUCGUUCAAGUUUACAGGCGAGGAGCUGGCUCUCGUCAAAGAGCAAGAUGUCUCGUACGUGCGACGCGCCGAGAAGCUUGUCGAUAAGCUAUUCGACUCCCGGAUCCAUGACCUGGAGGAUACGAGACGCCUUGUAAAAUAUGUACAGCCGUUACAAUAG